UUAAGUUUUAACUAGUAUAAUGGGAGGGACUGUGUAAUCUUAAGACGUUUAUGAUAAGAGAAAGUAAAACUAAAACAGGAAUAGUCUCCGUAUGAUCUCUUGUAUCAUCUUAUUUAUUCACACUCUUGAAUUAAAGCAUUUGUGUCCUUCAGAGAUGAAGUUUAUUUGUUUGACCCUCUUGAUUAUGUGUGGAAUUACUGAUUCAAGAUCAGAGCAGUAUGAUGUGGUGGGACCUGUAGAUCCUGUAUUUGCUGUAGCUGGUGAAGAUGUGAUUCUGCCCUGUUCAGUUAAACCCAGCAUCAGUGUUGUGGACAUGAGAGUGGAGUGGUUUAGAUCUGAACUGAAAGAUUCACAACUAGUGCAUCUCUAUGAGAAUCAUGAGGACAGAAACACAGAACAGAUUCAGUCCUACAGAGAGAGAACAAAACUGAAUCAUCAAGAACUACAGAGAGGAGAUGCAUCACUCAAACUCUCAUCAGUCCAAAUCUCUGAUGAAGGACGUUACAAGUGUUUUAUUCAGUCCGAAUCCUGGUAUAAUGACGCUACUGUUGAUGUCAGUGUUGAAGCUGUUGGACGUCCUCCAGUGAUCACUGUAGAUGGAUUUGAUGAUUCAGGAGGGCUUCAUCUACAGUGUGAAUCUAAAGGUUGGAACCCUGAACCUGAUCUUGAGUGGCUGGACAGUGAAGGAGCCAUCUUGAGUUCAGAAACUACAGAGACACACAGAAACACAGAAGGAUUCAGUGUCAAACACUCUAUCACUGUACAUCACAGUGUCGGCAAGAUUCACUGUAGAGUGAAACUGAGAAAUCACAAGCUGGAGACACAGAUUAUCACCUCAAAUAAAAGGUUUAAUCCUUGGAGGACAUCAAUCAUCUUGAUUUCAGCUGUUGUUUUACUCAUUGUGAUUGCUGGAAUGCUGAUGGCUGCAUUUAUUCAAAAAAACAGAAAACAUGAUCAACUACUGACGGAGAAGAGCAGAAUACAAGGAGAAUGUGAUAAUCUACAGGAUGAUAUAGGCAGAAUACAACAAGAAUACGAUGAAUGGAACAGGAGAAUGAAGCAAGAGAAGUAGAGAAGGAGAAAAGCAGAAUAAAACCAGAAUGAGACAGGAGAAUAAAACCAGAACAUGAUCAACAUUUACAGUCGCAUGCGGACACACCAUUACAAACAGAAGAUAAAAAAGACAGGUGUUUUUUACAAUGAGGUGCAGGUGAAGGAGUGAAUUAAGUGCUAUGUAACAUGAAGAGGUGGAACAGUCUGAGUCCUAAAGUUAAAUACUGAACUGUGGGUCUUAUUAAUGGGGUGCACUGGACUUGUGAUUCUUCAUUUAUCUUUCUUUUUCUGAGUGUGGAGCCUGAGAGGCUGUUUGAGGAUUAUGAGGAGGGUCUGGCCUCCUUUUAUGAUGAGUCCAUGCCUCAUAUCUACUCUUACACUUGUCAGUCUAAGAUUCAAUUUUGCAUCCUUAGAAAUUAUUAUUAUUAUUAUUAUUAAUUUUUAGAAAUAUUUUUUAACAUACUAUAAAUAUAUCUGUCCAGAUCACUUUUAAUGUUGUUUUAACACUUACUUUUACUACUCCAGAUGUAAUC
Molecule: messenger RNA, 1586 nt
Organism: Cyprinus carpio (common carp)
Lineage: Eukaryota; Metazoa; Chordata; Actinopteri; Cypriniformes; Cyprinidae
Product: butyrophilin-like protein 3
Exons: 12
Coding region: 92-1072 (326 amino acids)
Source: RefSeq, a predicted model, not a curated record